AUGUUCGUCGAGCCGGGGGUACCCGUUUAUGGCGGCAUGAUCAUCGGCGAGCACACGCGGCCGCAAGACCUCGACGUCAACCCACUGAAGAACAAGCAGCUGACCAAUGUCCGGGCCGCCGGCAAGGACGAUGCCGUGCGCCUGAGCCCGCCGCGGCCGUUGCCGCUCGAGAUUGCGCUGGCCUAUCUCGCGGACGAUGAACUGCUCGAAGUAACGCCGGCGUCGAUCCGCCUUCGCAAGCGGUUGCUCGACCCGCAUGCCCGACGGCGCGCCGCACGUGAGAACGUCGCGGCGCCGCUGAGUGCCGAGCCGGCCGGCCGAUACGUUCGCGCCCUCUCUCGCGCACGCAACAUUGCCCGCAGGCUACCGAACAUAGCGUCUGCGCGCAGACCGGGGCUAGCGCGGAGAGUGAGACUUAAGCCUCGGCGUCGUAGCCUUGCCGUAAGUGGAUCGUGA
Molecule: messenger RNA, 456 nt
Organism: Geodia barretti
Lineage: Eukaryota; Metazoa; Porifera; Demospongiae; Tetractinellida; Geodiidae
Source: the annotation of a GenBank genome assembly